Molecule: messenger RNA, 946 nt
Organism: Hibiscus syriacus
Lineage: Eukaryota; Viridiplantae; Streptophyta; Magnoliopsida; Malvales; Malvaceae
Exons: 7
Coding region: 1-822 (273 amino acids)
Biological process (GO): protein ubiquitination
Cellular component (GO): membrane
Molecular function (GO): ubiquitin-protein transferase activity; zinc ion binding
Source: RefSeq, a predicted model, not a curated record
AUGAGAGAUCACCUGGUUUUGUAUGUGGAUCGUCUGGUGAGGCCGGUGCCAUUACAGCCGGUGGAGUUGGAGGCCGCUCCCUCCCCGGAUGCAUCGUGUUCCGCCAAAGAGAAAGAAAUCGUCCGAGGAGGCGACGAGGAGGAGCCACUCAUUCAAGCGGCGGAGUGCCUCAUUUGCCAGGAGGAAGAUUCCAAUAAUAAUCUUGAGACUCCUUGUGCCUGCAGCGGCCGCCUCAAGUAUGCGCAUAGGAAAUGCGUGCAGCAUUGGUGCAAUGAGAAAGGAGAUAUCAUUUGCGAGAUAUGCCAUCAGCCUUAUCAACCUGGUUAUACUGCUUCGCCUUGUGACCAAACCGAAGAAACUGCAAUUGAUAUUGGUGGAGUCUGGACAAUCUCUGGCAGCCCUCUGGAUUUGGGCGAUCCUCGACUCUUGGCCAUUGCAGACGCAGAAAGGCAACUUUUGGAAGCAGAGUAUGAUGAAUAUGCUGCAUCAAAUGCCAGUGGAGCUGCCUUUUGCCGUUCCGCUGUUCUAAUCUUAAUGGCCCUUUUGCUGGUGCGGCAUGCAUUGACUGUUCCAGAUGCUGAUACGGAGGAUGAUGUGUCUACUUUUUUCUCUGUUUUCUUGCUUCGUGCUGCUGGAUUUCUCUUGCCAUGCUACAUAAUGGCUUGGGCCGUCAGUAUAUUAAAGCGACAAAGACAAAGACAGGAAGCAGCAGCAUUGGCUGCAACACAGAUUGCAUUUGUGCUACAGUCCGGGCAACGCAGGGGCGUGCAUUUUACCAUAACAUCAGGACCCACAGUGACCACCCACCAGGAAAGUGCUUGACCUCAAGCCCUCUUAAAAUUGAACUGGUAGUUGAUGAACAAAUGAAGAUUUUUUACGUUAUUGAUAGACUCGGAAAGCUUUAUAUUUCUAUUCUGUUUAACCCCAGAUAGAUAAAACUUAAGAA